This is a messenger RNA of Amorphotheca resinae ATCC 22711, 3441 nucleotides long. RefSeq lists its product as hypothetical. The transcript has 5 exons. The record is from RefSeq and is a predicted model, not a curated record. Lineage: Eukaryota; Fungi; Ascomycota; Leotiomycetes; Helotiales; Amorphothecaceae. Gene Ontology annotation, biological process: valyl-tRNA aminoacylation. Bases 175 to 3441 code for a protein of 1088 amino acids. Gene Ontology annotation, molecular function: aminoacyl-tRNA deacylase activity; ATP binding; valine-tRNA ligase activity. Gene Ontology annotation, cellular component: cytosol; cytoplasm.
GCCAAAUACUUUGGCAAAACAGAAAUUUGGAAACCUUCUAUCAAUUCGCAACGCCGCAGCCGUAUUCCCUCGAUUUGCCAGGGGCACACCAGCACGACGUCUAAAAUCUUGUCCAGAGCGCUCUGGGUGCCCAGGCGGCCCUUCAGAAUAACCUUGAGUCAUCCCCGCGCCAGAAUGGCUACCAACGCUGCAAUCGGUCAAGAGACCGGGGCGAUAUCCGGAAAUGCAACUCCGAUUUUGAACGAGACCAAAACUGCUGUUGCCGGACAAGAUGCGGGCAGCAAGGUUGGAACUGCAGAGGCUGCAGGUGGUGAGAAGAAAGUGAAGAGCGAAAAAGAGCUGGAGAGAGAACGCAAGAAGGCUGAGAAACAGGCGAAAUUCGACCAAAAGAACCAAAAGAAAGCCGCCGCCGCCGCCUCUGCUGCGUCUAGCAAAAGCAAAGAGAAGAAGGCCAAGGCUGAAAAGAAGGCAGAGGAUGAUGUGCUCCCCCCGUACGUAGAGGAGACACCUGCCGGCGAAAAGAAGAUCAUCAAACCCUUCGACGAUCCCCAGUACAAAGCCUAUAACCCAACCGCCGUGGAAUCCGCAUGGUAUGCGUGGUGGGAGAAGGAAGGUUUUUUCAAACCCGAGUUCACGGUAGAUGGCAAGGUCAAGCCAGAGGGAUCUUUUGUCAUCGUUGAGCCACCGCCCAAUGUCACUGGAAAUCUUCACAUGGGCCACGCGUUAGGCAAUGCUUUACAAGAUGUGAUGAUUAGAUGGAAUCGUAUGCAUGGCAAAACCACUUUGUGGUUACCUGGUUGUGACCAUGCAGGUAUUUCGACUCAGAGUGUCGUGGAGAAUCUUCUCUGGCGUCGGGAGCAAAAGACGCGUCACGAUCUGGGAAGGAAAAAGUUUGUGGACACUGUCUGGGACUGGAAGAACGAGUAUCACCAAAAGAUCAACAAUGUUCAGCGAAGAAUGGGCGGCUCGUUUGACUGGACCCGAGAAGCAUUCACCAUGAACGAGAACUUUAGUGCCGCUGUCACAGAGACCUUUGUGAGGUUGCACGAUGAGGGGAUUAUCUACCGGGCAAACAGACUGGUGAACUGGUGCACAAAAUUGAACACCUCCCUGUCUAACCUUGAAGUCGUCAACAAGGAAUUGCCAGGUCGCACCUUGCUAGACGUACCGGGUUAUGACAAAAAGGUUGAAUUUGGUGUAAUUGUGCACUUCAAGUACAAGAUUGAAGGCUCAGAUGAAACAAUCGAGGUUGCGACUACUCGUGUGGAAACCAUGCUUGGAGACACUGGUAUUGCAGUACAUCCCGAUGAUGAGCGAUACAAACAUCUUGUUGGAAAGAAUGCUGUCCAUCCCUUUAUCGAGGGUCGACUCCUGCCAAUUGUCGCAGACACCUAUGUCGAGAAAGAUUUCGGUACUGGUGCUGUCAAGAUCACUCCAGCUCAUGAUCCUAACGAUUUUGCACUUGGUCAACGACACAACCUCAAAUUCAUCAAUAUUCUGACAGAUGAUGGGAAGAUGAACGAGAAUGCUGGUGCUUACCAGGGGCAGAAGCGCUUUGAUGUCCGAUACACCAUUCAAGAGGAUCUCAAGAAGGCUGGCCUCUACGUUGAUAAGAAGGACAACCCAAUGACGGUCCCAUUGUGCGAUAAGUCGAAGGACAUUAUCGAACCUCUACUGAAACCUCAAUGGUGGAUGAGAAUGAAAGAGAUGGCUGCGGAUGCUCUGCAUGCAGUUGAGUCUGGGGAGAUCAAGAUAUUGCCAGAGAGCGCUGCCAAGAGUUAUGUCAGAUGGAUGUCAAAUGUCAACGACUGGUGUCUUUCCCGGCAACUGUGGUGGGGCCACCAAGCACCUAUGUACUUCGCACAGAUAGAGGGCGAAGAAGGAGAUGAGAGUGACGGAAAGUUGUGGUUUGCAGGUCGAACGCAAGAGGAAGCUGAGCUCAAAGCCAAGAAAGCUCUACCCGGGAAGACCUUCACCUUAAAGAGAGAUGAAGAUGUUCUAGACACCUGGUUCUCAUCUGGUCUGUGGCCUUUUGCCACCCUAGGUUGGCCAAACAAGACACACGACCUCGAGACGUUGUUCCCAACCACUGUACUGGAAACUGGCUGGGAUAUUCUGUUCUUUUGGAUUGCACGAAUGGUCAUGUUCAGUAUUAAGCUUACUGGCAAGGUACCGUUCACCGAGGUCUACUGCCAUUCGCUCAUUCGCGACUCGGAAGGCCGGAAGAUGUCGAAGUCACUGGGCAAUGUCAUUGAUCCCCAGGAUGUUAUUGAGGGUAUCGCCCUGACAGACCUGCACAAGAAGCUGCUGACGGGAAACCUUAACCCUGCUGAGGUUGAGAGGGCUACAAAAUACCAGAAAACUGCUUUCCCGGAUGGCAUUCCACAAUGUGGUACAGACGCACUGCGUUUCGCAUUGGUGGCGUAUACCACCGGUGGCGGAGACAUUGCCUUUGACAUUAAGGUCAUUCACGGAUACCGCAAAUUCUGCAACAAGAUCUACCAGGCGACCAAGUAUGUGCUGGGUAAAUUAGACGCCGACUUUGUGCCCCGGAAGACCGCAGCGUUGACUGGCAAGGAGUCAUUGGCUGAGCGAUGGAUCCUCCACAAGAUGACAACUGCUGCCAAGGAAGUGAACCAAGCUUUGGCCGAACGUGAAUUCAUGAAGUCAACGUCAAUCAUCUACGCGUACUGGUACAAUCACCUGUGCGAUGUUUAUAUUGAGAACUCGAAAGCCAUCCUCCAAGAUGGAACUCCGGAAGAGAAGCGUUCAGCACUCGACACUCUGUACACAGCUCUCGAAGGUGCUCUGACAAUGAUCCACCCUUACAUGCCAUACCUGACGGAAGAGCUAUGGCAACGUCUCCCACGCCGCCCAGAAGACAAGACGCCGUCGAUCGUCGUCGCCAAAUACCCAGUGUAUGACCCAACGAUGGACGACCCCAAGUCCGAGGAGGCAUAUGAGCUUGUGCUAGGCAUCUCCAGGGGUAUCCGAUCACUGAUGGCCGAGUACUCGCUCAAGGAUCAAGGAACAGUCUACAUUCAAACAUACGACCCCGUUUCCCACAGCACCGCAACCUCACAGAUCCAAUCCAUCAAGUCCCUCUCCGGCAAGGGUGUCGCCUCCAUUUCGAUCCUCUCCGCCACCGACUCGCGGCCUCCAGGAUGCGUGGUGUUCGCCGUGUCCGCUGCCGCCGCCGUCUUCCUGCACGUCAAGGGCCGCGUCGACAUCGACGGCGAGAUCCAGAAGGCGAGCAAGAAGCUCGACAAGACCAACCAGGGCAUCGAGCGCCAGAAGAAGAUCCUCGCCGACCCGGGCUACAAGGAGAAGGUCAGCGCCGAGCUGCAGGAGAUCGAGAAGAAGAAGCUGGCGGAUCUCGAGACCGAGAAGAGGGCUUUCGAGGAGACCAUCAAGCAGUUUGAGACGCUGAAGCUGGAAUAG